UGAAAGAGGAGGAAGUAUCUGGGCAUGCGCAGAGUGAUCCAAAACAUAGGAUUCGCCAUUUUUCUGAUGAUGUGAGAUUUCAUCGGUUGUCCGUUUAAAAUGACAACAUUUGCAGAAAGUUUUUGGGGAGGGAAGAACAAUGGGUUCUAUGUGUUAUACCAUAACAUGAAACAUGGUCAGACAUCUACCAAAGAUCUCAUUGACUUCCUUCGUGAAAGUUGUCAAGUUGAGGAAACAUACAGUAAAUUACUAACAAAAUUGGCAAAAGUUGCAGCAAACAGCACACAUGUUGGAACUUUUGCUCCAUUUUGGAAUAUCCUGAAAACAUUGGCAGAAAAGUUAGCAAGUUUACACAUGCAACUUGUACAUACAUGGUCGGACCUGAUCAAAGACAUUGUCAGAUAUAAUGAAGACCAGCACAGGCGGCAUAAAAGUAUGAAGGAAGGAGAAUCUGGUACACUAGAGGUUGUACAGUCAAUACAGAACACAACAACAGCACUACAUAGGGCCAAAGAAAUAUAUCACACUAGAUGUUUAGAACUAGAAAGAUUGAAAAGAGAAAAUGCUUCUCCAAAAGAUGUAGAAAAGUCGGAAACAAAAUAUAAAAAAGCAAAGGAAGAAUACAAGAAUUUGGUGGAGAAGUAUGCUACAAUUAGAGAAGAUUUUCAAAAUAAAAUGGUUGAUUCAUGUACACAUUUCCAAGAGUUAGAAGAGGAACAUAUAUGUCAAAUGAAAGAUUUUAUUGAUACCUAUGCAAGAGCUAUGCAGAAUGAACAUGUCCUGUUUGGACAAGCACAAGAAGAAUUCAGAACUAGCAGUGAUUCACUGACUGUACAGAAGUUGUUAGAAACUUUUAUAGAGGUCAAAUCUACAGGCAAGGAGAAGCCAGCUGUAUACAAAGGUGCCCCAAUAGUAGAUCCAGGUCCACUAGAGUUUGUUGAACCUGAUUUGUCAAGUUUACCAUCAGCGAGACCAAUGUCUCCAGAUACUGGUAGCAGUGAGAAAAGAGACAGUAUCAGCGACAGAAGUAAAGCAGAUUCAGCCAUAUUUACGGACUCAAGUGGUAGUGCAAGUCCCGUUCCAUCCGACCAGCCGGGGCCUCUGAGUCGCAGCGUCAAACUACGGGUGUCCCGAACAUGGUUUUUAAAAAAGAGAAAAGAAAAGAAGAAGAAGAAAAAGGAUAAAGAUGACAAAGAUUCUGAAUCUGUGGAUACUCAGGAGAGUGGUGAGGCAUCACAGAAUGCUCCGGAGGUUGAUGAGGAAGGUUUCAGUAUACGACCGACAAGUGCAGAUAAUAAUGGUGAUAAUAAGAGCUGGUACUCGUCAGACUCUGAUUCUGACUCAGACACGGAUAUUGCCAAAAAGUUGAAAGUUCAAAUUAAACCUCUUAGUCCAACAGGAAGUCAACCUUCAGCAAAUGUAGAUGACAUUAGAACAUCAAUGGGCAUGUUACGUCUUUCACCAACAGUAGGGAGGAAAGGACGGACAACUCCAGUAGACAAGAAGAUGAUGAUGAAACGUUCACAGUCAGAAUCGGAUACUUUAGAUGUUGUGACAAGCAAAUCUGGUGUAGAUUUAUUAAAUAUAGAUAUAUUUGCAUCAAGUGCUUCAACUCCGACAGGAGGUUACCAGUUACCCUCACCCCUCUCCCCUAUGUCAGACGGUGUGUUCAAUAGUGAUACUAGUGCUAUAACUUCUUCACCUCUUUCAUUAUCAAAUACUAGUGACUUACUGAAUCAGGCUCGAUUAUCAGGCAGUGAUCAACCAAGUGUGUCACCUAGUCAUAAUGUUGUAGAGAAUGGUGUAGCGCCACCACUGCCUCAGAGACCACCCUCAAGGAAUAAAGGCAUUCUACCUCAGGUACCUGCGCGACCUUCAGGAAGGAAUAGUCCAUUUGGUCUGAACCGUGUAGAUUCAGGCAGUUCUGUUACAUGGAACACAACCUCUAUGCCAGUUGGGUCAUCCAGGGGGCCAAGUCCACUGACUAUAGGUAUGGCAGAUGUGGUACCUCUUGCAGUUGCCUUCACAGAAACUAUCAACGCUUACUUCAAGGGAACAGACGCUACCAAAUGUUCGGUGAAAAUGACUGGCAAUUUGAUGAUGUCAUUUCCUGCAGGAGUUGUUCGGGUUUUUAUGGAUAACCCAAAUCCUGCAGUCCUUAGUUUUAGACUCAAAAAUGGUUCACAAUUGGAACAAAUUUUGUUAAAUAAGCAAUUGGUAUCAGAAGAUUCUAGUCAGUCUAUAGAUGGGAGUCCAGUCUACACGUUUGAUAUGCAGGCACUCGGUGACCACCUACGCAGUCAGGGAGAAACUAAUAAAUCAGCGUCCUACUUCAAUAUAGACAUUCUCAAAUACCAGAUGAAAGCUUUGCCAGGGGUAGAGAGUACACCAUUGCCUGUUGUUGUGUACUGGAAAUGUGAGGAAUCCUGUACAGAUUAUAGACUGGAUUACAGGUUUAAUCCUGGGGCAAUGACCUCUGGGGCAACGCUGAAAAACAUCAGUGCUACAGUGAUAGUGGACGGAGGGGUAACUAGCAUGCAGAGCAUUCCUGAAGGCAAUUGGAACAGUGAAACAAAACGAGCUACAUGGAAACUGAAUGAUAUAUCUGAAGUUAGUGAAAGUGGUACACAUGGGUCCAUACGAGCAAAGUUAACACUCAGCAACGGGAAAUCCACUCCGUCAACAACCGCUAUACAGUUUCUCUCUGAGGGCGCUACUUUAUCAGGAAUCGAAUUUGAAUUAGUUGGCUCAGGUUACAGAAUAUCUCUGUCCAAGAAAAGAUUUGGUGCAGGUAAAUACCUUGCUGAUCCAGAACAGGGUUUGAAGUAUGUUUGACAGGGACACAGUCUACAUUACCAAUUUGGAGAACCAUUCCACUCUACUGAUCUCACCAAUCAGAUUCCAGUUUACAUUUUCAAAUCUACCAAUCGCAAUUUUGCUAUUUUGUAGCAUUAGUUAAAGACUGAACACAUUUAUACAAUUAACACCUUGAACUUGGAGAAUGGUUUAGAAAAUAAUCAUAUUUUUCAUUUAGAGGAGAGAAAAAGAAUCAAAACAUGUUCCAGGUUUAGCUUUGUACUCACGCAAGUUUCUUAUACAUCAUAAAGUUAUGUACAGAUCGUGUAGUGUAUUUAUUUGUUUGUUAUUCUCCUGGAUGUACAUUCACUAUUUAAGUGGAGUAGGAUAUUUUUCCUACAUUGAUGAAAUACCUGCAUGAUAAGUGUUCAAAUUGCCAUUUGUUGAUGGCCAUCCAAACUUGGUUAGUAUUUUACUGUGAAUUCGAUAUGAACUUAGAAAAACAGAAAAGUAGCUUGCCUCAUGUUUAUGAAGGUUUUAGUAAACAACAGAUGUGUGUUAAACUUCUGCAGUAUAAAUAGGUAUUGCAGGUGCAUACCAGUGAUAAAUAAAUUGUUAACAAAUCUAAUUUUACAUUAGGUUCUAUGGACAAUGAUCAUUGGAGUUAUUCAGGUUUUCUCUUAGUGUUCAAACUUUAAUAUGACAUGGUUGUACUGCUCAAUAUCUCUGUAUUGUAAGCUUUAUGUUGGUGCAUUGACUUGUUUGUACAAUGGCCUAAAAGCAAAUGUGUUUCUUUUUUAGUUUUGAUGAAAAAAUAUUUUAUUUCUAAAGGUUGUAUUUGUUUGUAAGAAUAUGUCUUCCAGUUGUAGAUUGCCUGUUUUCUGUAGAAAGUUAACGAUUUUAUCCAGUAAAAUCAUAGCCAAUCAAUUCAGGUUUUAAUCUAAACUUUUUAUAUUUUGAACUUUGCUUUCUAAGGACUAAAGAAUUUUAGGCGGGAUAUGAACAUAAUGGCAUUGACUGUUAAUGUAACAGUAGUUCUGUUUCUUUUGUUUAACAGAAAUGAUGAAAAUAAAUUGGUAUGAUUUAAAUUGUUUUCAAAGCCGAUUUUGCAAUGGAGGAUAUAACUGUCCUUAACUAAUUUUUUAAGUCACUUUUUCUGCGCUUUAACUGGUACUGUUUUUACAUGGAAACAAGUUUAAGUAACAACAAAUACAGGAAAAAUGGCAUCAAAUUUGAAGAAUAUAAACACAGGUUUUUGAUGCCUUAACAUAAAAAAGCAGAUAAGUGAGUUAUUCUGGAUGGUCAGGUUUGUGAAAAAGAAACCUGGUUUAUCUUUAUCAUUUAUGAGUUUUUAUUAAUCUGAUAGGAUCAUGUACCGUAGAUACCCAUGUAUAAUGCGCAGUUUUUUUACCCCCGGGACCACCCCCGAAUCGUGGGUGCGCAUAAUAUACAGGUAUAGACAAUUUUCCUACUUCAAAACAAGUUUGUUACCGAUGUUCGCCAUUUUGGUAAAGGGAAACUACUCCCCACGCUUACUGUCUCCGCUAAAAUCUAAGAUUGCCGUUACGUUCCGUAAAAGAUUGAAUUGUUUAUUUUUCUUUGAAACAAAAUUAAUUUCAUAUAAAUUUAAAAGUAUUUUGACGAAAGAAAUGUUUAUAAAUCACAAAAAUUAUGAUACUAAUUAAAGAUCGAGAAUUAUCUUUAACCGAGAUCAAACUGUGAACAACAUAAUUGACACGAGGUGACACGUUAAUUGCCGGUAAUUACUGGCUUUAUGAUUGUGACAAAAAGACUAUCACACCUUUUGUUAUCAGUUUGAAUUGAGAAGCUCAUGUCAUUUUGAAAGAUACCAUUCCGAAAUAUUGAAUCAGCUGCUAUUUAUUUAUUCAAAAUAGUGAAUUAAAAAAGGUAAAACAACAAAUAUUACAAUAAUUUACUGGUUUUAUUUUCGAGAAAACAAAAAUCGAUAGUACCGUGAGACUGAUGCUGCUCUCCGCCGCGGAGAUAAAAUUUAUUACCGGUGUCGAUGUAAACUCUACUUUCGUUUUCCAUCUACCUCAAAAAUUGACCAAUUUUUUUUUUUUUUUUUUUUUUUUUUCCCAGGAUUUUGGACUAAGAUCGGGGGUGCGCAUUAUACACGGGUGCGCAUUAUACAUGGGUAUCUAGGGUAUAUUACUGAAAUACACAUGCAUACAUGCAUAUUGAAUUGUUCACAGCAGUAUACUUAUCUCUUGCUUGACUUGCUUUGUAGAAAGAUAAUCUCACAUUAAUUUUCUCUUUUUAACCAGGUUUUCGUUGAAAACCUGAGUUAUUAGAUUGGGGUAUGUCGUUGGUUGGGCGGGCGGUGGCGUCAAACUGGUGUUUCCGGUCAAUAACUUCAGUUUUGGUAAAGAUAUUUGAAUAAAACUUGGUAUGUAUGUAGCUUAAAUCAAGACAAAGGCUGGGAUUGAUUUUGGGAUUUCUGGGGUCAAGGUCAAGGUCACUGUUACUUAAAAUAGAAAAAGGGUUUCUGGUCAAUAACUUAAUUUAGGAAUGAGCUAUCAUGAUGAAACUUGGUAUGUAUGUAGCUUAUAUCAAGACAAAGGCUGGGAUUGAUUUUGGGGUUUCUGGGGUCAAGGUCAAGGUCACUGUUACUUAAAAUAGAAAAAGGGUUUCUGGUCAAUAACUUAUCUUAGGAAUGAGCUAUCAUGAUGAAACUUGGUGUAUAGAAAACUUAUAUAAAGUUGUAGCUUGGGAUUGAUUUUGGGGUUUCAGGGAUCAAGGUCAAGGUCAUUGUUACUAAAAAUAGGGUUAGGGUUAGGGUUGUGCUUUAAAGUGGUGCACUGUGAUUCAGUAUACUUUUUUAUUCUUAUGAAAAGUGUUGAAAACCUGGUUUCGUGGCAUUGCUGCGUUUCUUGUUGAUUAUUUAGAAUUAGAUGUAUAUGGUCCUUGCCUUUUAUUUAUGUGAUUUUCUGUAUUGCUUAAGUAAUUUGCAAAAAAUAUGAUGAUCUUUUUGUUUUGGUAUUUUUAAAGGAAUUUGAAGGACUGUCAUAAUUAUGGACUUGGCACAUUUUGUUAGUUGCCACAGUAUAAAUUACUAAGGCAGUAGCAUUCACCAGCUUUUAAACAUUUUUGAUUUCAGGCUACCAAAGUACAAUUAUGUUUGAUAUUUCCAGUCAUUUUAUUCUAAACAAAAGUUAUGUUAAUUUUUAGCUCACCUGUCACAAAGUGACAAGGUGAGCUUUUGUGAUCGCGUAGCGUCCAUCCGUCCGUGCGUCCGUCCGUAAAAUUUUGCUUGUGAACACUCUAGAGGUCACAUUUUUCAUGGGAUCUUUAUGAAAAUUGGUCAGAAUGUUCAUCUUGAUGAUAUCUAGGUCAAGUUCGAAACUGGGUCACGUAUGAUCCAAAACUAGGUCAGUAGGUCUAAAAAUAGAAAAACCUUGUGACCUCUCUAGAGGCCAUACUUUUCAAUGGAUCUUCAUGAAAGUUAGUCAGAAUGUUCACCUUGAUGAUAUCUAGGUCAAGUUUGAAACUGGGUCACGUGCCAUCAAAAACUAGGUCAUUAGGUCAAAUAAUAAAAAAAACCUUGUGACCUCUCUAAAGGUCAUAUUUUUCAUGGGAUCUGUAUGAAAGUUGGUCUGAAUGUUCACCUUGAUGAUAUUUAGGUCAGUUUUGAAACUGGGUCAACUGCGGUCAAAAACUAGGUCAGUAGGUCUAAAAAUAGAAAAACCUUGUGACCUCUCUAGAGACCAAACUUUUGAAUGGAUCUUCAUGAAAAUUGAUCAGAAUGUUCACCAGAUUUGAAACUGGGUCAUAUGCCUUCAAAAACUAGGUUGGUAGGUCAAAUAAUAAUAAAAAACCUUGUGACCUCUCUAGAGGCCAUAUUUUUCAUGGGAUCUGUAUGAAAGUUGGUCUGAAUGUUCAUCUUGAUGGUAUCUAGGUCAGGUUCAAAACUGGGUCAGCUGCGGUCAAAAACUAGGCCAGAAGGUCUAAAAAAAAGAAAAACCUUUUGACCUCUCUAGAGGACAUAUUUUUCAAUGGAUCUUCGUGAAAAUUGGUCUGAAUGUUCAUCUUGAUGAUAUCUAGGUCAAAUUUGAAAUUGGUCACGUGCCUUCAAAAACUAGGUCAUUAGGUCAAAUAAUAGAAAAACCUUCUGACCUCUCUAGAGGCCAUACUUUUCAAUGGAUCUUCUUGAAAAUUGGUCAGAAUUUUUAUCUUGAAGAUAUAUAGGUCAGCUUGAAAACUGGGUCACAUGAGCUCAAAAACUAGGUCACUGUGUCAUAUGAUAGAAAAAACGACAUCAUACUCAGUUCAAAAAUGGGUCAUGUGGGGACAGGUGAGCGAUUAAGAACCAUCAUGGUCCUCUUGUUUAAAGAUUGUUUUGUGAUAGAAUAUGCAAAACUGUGAAAGAGAAGGAAAGAGAGAUCUAAGUGUUACAGUAAUGGAAUUUAGUCUUUGUUAUUUUUUUUUUUCAUGAAAACAUCCUUUUAUGAUUGAUGGAGGGUGCAAGGGGAUGUAAUUAUAUCAUAGGCUUCUAUUAUCCAAAUUAGUCUGUAUAUACUGGCUGUAAGACACAGUAAAGUAAUAACCAGAUAAGUACUUGAUCUGUACCAAAAUUCACCAGUAAUAAUGGUAAUCAGGAAUGAUUUAUGCAUUUGUUGAUAUUUUAUUGGGACUUGUGCAAUAGAUAUUUUUGUCUUGCAUCUGAAAACUAGUUUGUUAAUUUCAUAAAAAUGUGAUAUUUGUAUGCAUAUAAAAUUUUCUAUUAUAUGAGAAUUAUUCAGCACAAAUUCACACUCUUAUAUACAUGUAUAUGGAAGAAGAUUUUAAUCUUUCCUCAAUGGCAUUGCUAUUUGUUUAGCUCGACUAUUUGAAGAAUAGUCCAAGCUAUUCUACUCACCCUGGUGGCAGCGUCACACCUUGGUUAAAGUUUUAUAUGCAAGCACUUAUAUAUAUUUUUUUCUUUUUCUAAGUCAAUAUGCAACCUCACUGGGUCAAGUCCCAUAACUCUGACAUGUAUUUUGGCCAAAUUAUGCCCACUUUUGGACUUAAAGUUUUGCAUGCAAGCUACUUUCUCCAAACUUAAUGCAGAUAUUGAUUUGAAACUUGACAUGUGUUUUCGGGGUUAUAAAACUAGGUGAUAGCAUCAAGUUCCAUAACUCUUACAUUUAUUUUGGCCAAAUUAUGCCCAUUUUUGGACUUAAAAAAAAAACUUGGUUAAAGUUUUGCAUGCAAGUUAAAUAGAAACUCUAUAGAUAUUGUAACAUUUAGGGUAAUAUUCCUGCUUCUGCAACAACCAUUUGAAUAGUCGAGCAUUGGCUGUCGUACGGACAACUCUUGUUUUUGUUGCAACUUUUUUCUCCUGUUGGAAAGCAAUUUAGAGAAAAAAUGUUAUACAUGAUAUCUUGUACAGUAUGAUUUUGGUAAUUGUAUCAAAUCUUUUAAAACUUAUUCAGAGACGCAAAUGACUUGUGUACUCCGCAGAAAUGGCAAGGAGGACAUGUAACAGUUCUGUUUUAGGGUCUUAUACCUCUGCAUGGCCUAAGUUUGGAAGUAAAUGAAGCUGUGUAAAUUUUGGAGUUGCAGCAUACCAUACCUGUUUUGACCUGUAAAUUUCUUGAAGUUCUCUAAAGUGCAUUUAGAGUUUUAUUAUACUGUUACUUUGUUUUAAUACACAGUGCUUGAUGGAAAUACUUGUUAUUUUUCUCUGUUAAUGAUAUGUUGCUUGUAUUUUGUUAUUUAAAUGUAAGUGUGAAAUUAAUGUUAUGUUACAGGUAUUUUGGUUGUUGUAUACUGAUGCCAUACAAAUGAAUGUUCACAUUUUGUUUCCAUGUUUUUUUUUCUCUGUUCACUUAUAAAUUGAAACUUUCAGUAUAUUUUAGUUAACACCUUUUAACAUUAAAAAUGAUAUUGCCAGCAUAUUGAAUAAAGCCUUACUAACUUGGUUAAUUUGUCUUAAAAAUAAGAGUCUCGCUGUUUUAUCGGGAUAUGAAAAUUUAUCUUCUUAUAAUAGUCAAAGAGCAUGAUCGAAAGAAAUUAUUUGAUAAUAUUAUUUAGCAUUGAGAGAACAGUAUGUGAUUUAAGAUGUUUUGGUUAAUUGAUAUAUGUUAGAAGAAUGCAUACAACUAGCUUUCAUAAUCAUGUUUUAUAUUGGAUAUUUUAGAGAAAUUAUUGACUUUAUGACAAGGUUUAUUGAUGUGAUACAUCCCAGAAGUAAGCUGAUAUUGAUUGUAUUUAUUAAAAACAGUAAUUAAUUUACAUUUGAUUUGCACAAAUACCAUCUGACUUGCUCAGAUAUAUUGGCGCAGUGUUAUUGGCACGCUUCAUUCUGAAGGUGUUGUCAUUUAACACAAGGUUUAUAAUAAAAAGGUUGAUAAGUGGCUUCAAAUUGAAGACACACCCAAGCUAUAUUUAACAUUUUAGUAUUCACAUUUUGGUAAAGCCUUUCCUACAAAAUACAUAAAAACCAGGAACUUUGAUAGUCAGAAAAAUAAUGGAAUUUACUACUUAUAAAGACUUUUUAUUUCAAGUCUUCAUAUAUCCUGCAAUUUUAUCUAUGUACAUGUAUAUAUUAUAUUGCAACUCAAAGAUUAUUACAAAAUGUUAAGUUAAAAAAUGAUAAUAUUAUAUAGCAGUGAUUUUCACAGUAUUUAUUAAACAUGAAAAUAG
Messenger RNA from Mercenaria mercenaria, 9444 nucleotides. Its product is annotated as F-BAR domain only protein 2-like. NCBI's taxonomy places the organism in Eukaryota, Metazoa, Mollusca, Bivalvia, Venerida, Veneridae. The record is from RefSeq and is a predicted model, not a curated record. Gene Ontology annotation, biological process: clathrin-dependent endocytosis; clathrin coat assembly. Bases 100 to 2835 code for a protein of 911 amino acids. Gene Ontology annotation, cellular component: cytoplasm; clathrin-coated pit; clathrin-coated vesicle. The transcript is spliced from 27 exons.